AUGUCUUAUACACUCCUCUCUCAAUUACAGAAAAAAUGCGUUGAAUCUCAAUCGGACCCAUAUCAAAUCAAAUCAGAACGAAGUCCCGCCGAAUUUAAUGUACUAAAUCAUGGUGAUUUAUGGGUAAAUAAUAUUAUGUUCCAAUAUCAUGAAGAUGGCGCGCUGAAAGAGACCUAUUUCAUUGAUUUCCAAUUGGGUCGCUAUGGAUCGCCGGCACAGGAUUUACAAUAUUUCCUUUACUCAUCAACCAAUUUGGAAAUUAAAUUAAAACAUUUUGAUUAUUUCAUUGCCUAUUAUCAUGAAAAAUUAGUGGAGAGUUUGAAAUUACUGAAAUAUGAAAGUAAAAUUCCCAGUUUGAGAGAUAUACACAUUGCCAUGUACAAGCAUGAUUAUUGGGCUUAUACCAUUGCAACAAAUUUGAUGCCUGUAAUACUUUGUGAGUCCCGUGAAGAUGCCAAUAUGGAUAAUGUCAUCGGUGGUGAAGAAGGUAGCGAUUUCCGUCAAGCUAUGUACACUAAUAAAAGAUUAGCGGAAAAUAUGAAAGUUUUAAUUCCGUGGUUGGACAAUCGUGGUGCAUUUGAAGUAUAA
Molecule: messenger RNA, 588 nt
Organism: Musca vetustissima
Lineage: Eukaryota; Metazoa; Arthropoda; Insecta; Diptera; Muscidae
Exons: 2
Coding region: 1-588 (195 amino acids)
Source: RefSeq, a predicted model, not a curated record